Molecule: messenger RNA, 828 nt
Organism: Leptomonas pyrrhocoris
Lineage: Eukaryota; Euglenozoa; Kinetoplastea; Trypanosomatida; Trypanosomatidae
Exons: 1
Coding region: 1-828 (275 amino acids)
Cellular component (GO): cytoplasm
Source: RefSeq, a predicted model, not a curated record
AUGGGUUUCCUGGGCGUUGCGCACCCGGUCAAGCACAGGCACCUCUCUCUCAGCGUCACGCUGCGCCUGCUGGAGGCCAUGUGGGUGGCGCGGGAGCGGACUACCGCGGAGAAGACGCGCCUGCGGCAGUUCUUUUUUGAAUGGCUGCGUACACAGGCAGCGGACGUUGCAGAGGCCAAGGCGCUGGGCGUCAACAUAUUAGACACGUGCCAGCUGAACCUGCACCACCCCGAGUGCCGUGCGCUGCUGCUGAUUCUACGGGGAUAUGUGCCAGAGGAAAUUGUUCACGUGUGGCGUCGCCGACUGACUCAGCUGCAGCUGCCCGCCCAGGUGUCACCGACAACGUUGUUGGACAAGAUGCCUUACGAGGACUUCUUCGCACACGUGCGGGCCGUCUGCCCGGAGAAGUCGAUUGCCAAUAUGCUGCAGCUGCGCUUCACUCUGUACCGCCACUGCGACAGCACCGACUUCCAAGUGACGCUGUCGGAGGUUUUCCAGGAUGACUCGUACUUUGUGAGGCUUCUAAAGCUGCAGUGGCUGCAGGAGGUGGAGGCGUUUACGCUGCUGGCCAUCGAAGGCAUCCGCGAGGUGGCGGAUGAGAAGCGCAACGUUGUGUCUCUCGUGAAGGCGAUGAACGUCAUGCGCCGCCUCGACCCUGCGUUGGGCGACGAGGUGGUGCACAAGUACAUUUCGCAGGGCUGCCAAAAACCGGUCAUUGAUGUGGCUACCGCAGACGAGGGAACGAUGGUGCAUCUCAACGAGAUGCUUGCGCGGUUCCGCUCAACCGUGUUGCUGCGACGCUGCAGUCCUGAAGACGCAGUCGCUUAA